Rosa rugosa (rugosa rose) is the source of this 1163-nucleotide messenger RNA. RefSeq lists its product as uncharacterized. The record is from RefSeq and is a predicted model, not a curated record. The transcript is spliced from 2 exons. NCBI's taxonomy places the organism in Eukaryota, Viridiplantae, Streptophyta, Magnoliopsida, Rosales, Rosaceae. Bases 313 to 966 code for a protein of 217 amino acids.
AACAAAAAGAAGCAGGCCUCCGGCCCAGAGAAAGAAAAAAAAAACAGGCCCUGCGGCCUAGUUUUUCUCAAGCCCAAAAACAUCGCUACGCACGCCUGCAUCAACACGCGCGUGUGUAGGAUUGUUUUGUUUUCUCGAAAUCAAAUGGCUGAUCCAACUCGACCUGAAUUUAACAUCUUGGACUCAUAAGGACUUGAGUACCAUCGUUGGGUUUCCGAUGUAGAAACCGCUUUUGUAGCAAAAGACUACACUGCCACCAUUACCGACCCCAAAGACGAUGUGCCGUCUAAUAAGGUGAAAGCAAAUGCCUUAAUGUUUCUCAGGCGACAUAUUGAUCCUAACCUACGCUGGGAGUACAUUCAGUUGAAUACACCCAAAGAACUGUGGGAUGCCCUUAAGGGACGUUUUGGGAACAUUCAUGAUACUUUACUCCCAGAACUGACCAUUCAGUGGAAUGAAAUCCGCUUACUUGACUACAAAAGGGUCAAUGACUUCAACAAGGACAUGUUGCGCCUAAAGGCACGUCUCAAUUUCUGUGGAAAGGAACUCACAAAAGAUGAUAUGAUCCAGAAGACUCUUUCCACUUUUCCUACUUCAGCACUUAUACUAACGAACCUAAAUAGGCUGGAGUAUGACAACAAAAGAAUCACAACCUUCAAUAAGCUGAUCAACCUACUGCAAGUGGCUGAGAGGCAUAAUGAGGUUCUUUUGAACAACAAUGCCAGACCUGUUGGGACAAAGAAAAUUUCCAAGGCUAAUUAUGGCAAAGUGAAAAGUGGAAAGAACCCAAAUGCAAAGGGGGUUGGACGUGUUGAUCCCUACCUACAUGGCAACAAUGCACCACGUGGCAAGGGACGUGGGGGUCGUGGAGGCCCUCCCAAUGUAUGGUGCAGAGAUGGUGGUGCUGGCCCUAAUGGUCAUGGAAAUAAGGUGCAAAGGGCACCUAAGAACCCUUCAGUCAAAUAGGAAAGAGUUGGCAAUGGGCCAUGCUAUAGGUGUGGAGUCAUUGAGCAUUGGUACAAGAACUGCCAAGCAAGCAACAUAGUUGCAGCCACUUACAAAAGAUAUAGGGAGUCUAAAGAACAAGAGGCUCACUAUAUGGAUGAAGGAGGCCAUGAGCCAGACGUCAACCUCACAAUUGCAGACUUUAAUGGCAACAAGGA